AUCUUUCAAAGAAAAUAAAUCGAGGCCCAUGCGUUGAACCCAAGUUGAAUCAUUCCGUUCAUUUUCGGACACAUUUCUCGUUGUCGACGGAAAAAUACUUUAUUCUGUGGACCAUAUGGUAGCCAAUAUGGUAGCGUCCAAUGAGGCAAAAACCCCGCAACAUUUACAAACCUAUUGGCGCGAAUUUCUCCGAUUUGUCUCUCGCUUUUGUGAAGGGCAAGUUGGGUCUUGAAUUGGUCUUGAAGCAAGUCAAAGUGCGCAGUUUCGGUGCAAGAGUGUGUUUAUAUGCCUCGAGUACAAGCAGCCAACAAGCUCAACGGAAUUCUGGACUCGCUAGCAUCUUAAAUAAUGAUUAUUGGGUAGACUGCAAAAGCUGCCUGAUUUUCUUCUCUGAGAGGAAAUUCAAACUGGGACUUAGACUCCUCAGGAACAGCUCCAGCCCAAUAAAUCAAAUUGAAUCAUAAGCUGCUCUGAUCCGACCACAUCAACAUGCCGCGCGACAUACGAAGCUACUUCGGCGCGUCCUCCAUGAAGCAGGCGGACAUCCGGUCCAUGUUCGGAAAGAAGCCUUCUUCAGCGGAGAAGAAGAAGGCCGCCCCGGUGACCAUCAUCUCGGACUCGGACUCGGACACCGAGACGCAAAACAAGAAACGAAAGCGGCCCUCACGUAUCGUCGACUCCGAUGAAGAGGAUUUCGUGAAGAAGGCACCAACUCCAAAAAAGAAAAAGGAAAAGGAUGAUUCCAAAAAGGAGGCAAACGGGAAACAUCUCAAACCAGUUUCAGCGGACGAUUUCUUCGGCUCUGCGAAACCGAAGUCCUCUGAAACCCCAAAACAGCCCAAAAAGCCAAAGUCCCAUGCGGAUGACGCCAGUUUCUCCAAGACCCUGGAGCAGCUGGACCUUCCACCCAAGACCGAGGCCGCCGACAGGCCGUCCGGCGAGACACUGACGCUGGCGGCUAAAGUGGCGCGGCUGAAGGGGAAGGCGCCGGCCUCGGGCGCCGCCUCCUCGUCGGCCGCCGCUGAACUCUCCGCCAGUGACGAGGACGACGGGCCGACCAAAAUCCGGGGCGACGCGCCAUCGCAGACACAGAGCCCACCCAAACAGAAGGCGUCGGAGAAGAACGGUAAAUCGAAUAAGGAUUCAGCUGAGAAGCAUGAGGCGCGAUCCAAAAAGACACCAGAGAAGCCUUCAACUAAGGAUGCCGCUGAUGCCGGAGGAUCACAAGUCAAAGAGGAAAAAUCACCCAAGAAAGAUAAGACACCGGACAAGAAGAAGAAGACCCCACUAAAGGAGAAGACGCCUGGUAAAAGGAAGGGCUCAGAGCCUGAGGACAGCACGCCGAAGGCCAAGAAGAGUAAGCCGGCGACGGAGGCGGCCACGCCGGACGAGGUGCGCCAGAAGAAGGCGGAAAACUACAGGAAGUUUCUGGAGAGGCAGCACGCCGGACCGAAGAACCCCGGCGCCAGGGAGGUGCCCGAGGGCUCUCCCGGCUGUCUGGCGGGCCUGACGCUGGUUCUGACUGGUCUGCUCGACUCACUGGGACGAGAGGAGGCCGCUGACCUCUGUAAGGGCCUCGGGGCAAAGGUCACCACCAGUGUCAGUCGUAAUACGUCGUACCUCAUUGUCGGCGACGAACCCGGCCAAAGCAAAACGGAAAAGGCCAAGAAGGUCGGUACGAAGGUACUGGAUGAGGAGGGUCUGUUCAACCUCAUCCGUGAGCGCUCCAAGACGCACGGUAAGCCGGAGCUGGAGACCGUCAGCGCCGACUCCGGGGUCGGCACCAGUCAGGACUCCCUGGGAUCCCCGGAGCCGAUCCGGAGAACUGCCGACUCUGGUCCGGAGCCGGCCAAACCGGCUCCGGGCGCGGUAAAGUCGGAGCCGGAGUCGGAGCCGGUAGUACAGAAGGGUGGUAAGAGCGACUCUGGCGCCCCCUCUGCUGCCGCCGCGGCGGUCCCUCCGCCUGACGGCGUGUUGGAGACACAAAUGUGGGUGGACAAGUACAAGCCCAAGUCGUCAAAGAACAUCAUCGGUCAGCAGGGAGACAAGUCGGCGAUGAACAAGCUGAAGCAGUGGCUGCAGCGCUGGCAUCGCUUCCACUCCGGCGCCAACAAGGUCAAAGUCAAGGCCUAUAACCAAGGCUUCAACGACGACGGUUCCAAUUUCAAGGCUGCUCUUCUGUCGGGCCCACCGGGCGUGGGAAAGACGACCACCGCCCACCUGGUGUGUCAGGAGCUGGGCUUUGAGGUGGUGGAACUGAACGCCUCCGACUCGCGCUCCAAGAAGCUGCUGGAAAAGUACACCGAUUGUCUGCAGAUGAGCUCGCUCGGGCACGCCUUCCAGGCGGCAGGCUCGGGCGGCUCCGGCGGCCGGCUGACGGAGCGGCACGUCCUUCUCAUGGACGAGGUGGAUGGGAUGGCCGGGAACGAGGACCGCGGCGGCGUGGCGGCCAUCAUCCAGCUGAUCCGGGCCUCACGCGUGCCCGUCGUCUGUAUGUGCAACGACCGCCACCACCCCAAGAUCCGCAGUCUGUCCCAGUACUGCUUCGACCUGCGCAUCAACAAACCGCGCCUCGAACAGAUCAGGGGCGCCAUGAUGUCCGUGAUGUUCAAGGAGAAGCUGAAGAUCAGUAAGGAGCAGCUGGACGCGCUGAUUACCAGCACCAACCAGGACAUCCGUCAGGUGCUGCACCUGCUCUCGGUGUCGGCGGCGCAGCAGCGGGCGGCGCCGGCCGGCGGACGCACUGCCAAGGACACACGGCUGGGCGCGUUUGACGUGGUGCAGAAGGUAUUUAGCGCCAAGGAGCGUCAAGGUAUGUCCAUCGACGACAAGGUGCGGCUAUUUUUCUACGACUACAGCCUGGGCCCGCUGUUCGUCCAGGAAAACUACCUCAGAGCGAAUGCUCACGCCGCACGCGGCAGCAGUCAGAAGCAGCUGGACCUGCUCAGUCAGGCAGCUGACUCCAUCUGUGACGGCGACCUGGUCGACAACUGCAUCCGGUCCGGACAAAACUGGAGCCUACUGCCCACGUUUGCGGUGUACAACACGCUGAUCCCGGGAGAGCUGCUCUCGGGCCACCUGAACGGCCGCGUCGAGUUCCCCCAGUGGCUCGGAAAGAACUCGACACGAAACAAGACGGUGCGCCAGGUCCAGGACGUGCAGGCGCACAUGAGACUCAGGAUCUCUGGGAGCCGUCAGGACGUGCUGAUGGACUACUGCGGCCCGCUGCGGGACCUCGUCACCCGUCCACUGGUCAGCGGGGAGCAGGACGGCGCCGCACAGGCCGCGCAGAACAUGUUCAGCUACGACCUCAUGCGUGAGGACCUGGACGACCUGAUUGAGAUCGCCACCUGGUCGGGCCGCACCGGGGACCCCAUGGCACGGCUAGACUCCAAGACGAAGGCGGCGUUCACGCGCGCGGUGCGAGGCGGACACCACAGCUACCCGUACGCCAGCAUCCAGGAGGCCAGCAAACGGCGGAAGGGUGACUCGGACCCCCUGCUGGGAGAGGACGGAGACCAGGAGGACGGCGGAGAGGAGGAACAGGAGGACGAGGACGUCACCAAGGACAAAAUGAUCAAGGUGAAGGCGACAAAGGCAUCGAAAGGAGCGUCCAAGAACGAACCAUCAACAUCAAAAGGAAAGGGAAGAGCAAAGGGCAAGAAGUGACCGAUUAUCCGACCGCGUAUGCAUCGAUAAAAUGGAUCAUGGUCGGCCGACUUGUGAUAACAUUGAUCCUCACAACUGCUGGGGACGACGAGGCGGUAAGGACGACUGGAGGGAAUCGCUCCUCCGUGAGUACAAUGGGACGGGAGUACCCGCGACCUGCGAGUCGAUUAGGCCUGACGGGGAGGACGGCCAGAAUAAUUCGCUCGAGUUUCGAACGCCCGAGCUGGUGGGGUGACGCGGCGCCUCUCAGUUGUCACUGAAUGGGAUGGUAAACUUUGUGCCUGAGAAAAUGUUCGGAACUGGAAGCGACUGGUUCCGACUUAGGGUGCUGUUGGUGAAAUUGUUCUGUUCAACUAGGGUCGUACCUGCUCGUAAGUGACUUGUGAUUGAACCCUGAUGAACCUCGCUAGUAUUCGUACGGCACCGUGACUUGCUUGCUGCUGUAUUUGCUUAUCCCUGUGCCCAGGUCAGUUUCACAGCCUCGCUACAUGAAAGUGCAGUUCUGAUUGCCUUAUCUCAUUUCGUGAACUGUUUUGCCCUUGCCGCAUGGUAAAUGUUUUGUCGAAAUGUGAUAUCGAAAUCAGCAUGGUGCAAGUGGAAUCGAGACAUGCGUGUAUGCUGCCAUUCACUUAUCACUAAGGUCAUUGCAUUUGCAUUUCUUUCACGCGAGUCACCUGAUCAAUGAUCAUUGAACGCCUCAUCAUUUUUCAUGCCGUUGCAGCCACGUGAUCCGUCAUCACGCCACCCAGUUGAUAUAAGUCCCAAGCCGAUUGUCUGGGUGAAUUGUGGAUAACAUUGAAAUGCAGGUAAAUACACGUCGUCACUAAUAA
Amphibalanus amphitrite is the source of this 4499-nucleotide messenger RNA. Its product is annotated as replication factor C subunit 1-like. The transcript is spliced from 19 exons. Gene Ontology annotation, cellular component: DNA replication factor C complex; nucleus. NCBI's taxonomy places the organism in Eukaryota, Metazoa, Arthropoda, Thecostraca, Balanomorpha, Balanidae. Gene Ontology annotation, biological process: DNA repair; DNA replication. The record is from RefSeq and is a predicted model, not a curated record. Bases 490 to 3669 code for a protein of 1059 amino acids. Gene Ontology annotation, molecular function: ATP hydrolysis activity; DNA clamp loader activity; DNA binding.